AUGUCCGAGGAGCUGGCCCCGGGCCCCGAGGGCCCACCGGCGCCACCGGCAGGCCCCCGAGAGGUGUGGAAGAAGGGCGGCCGCCUGCUGUCGGUGCUGCUGGCCGUGAACGUGCUGCUGCUCGCCUGCACGCUCAUCAGUGGCGGCGCCUUCAACAAAGUGGCAGUGUAUGACACCGACGUGUUCGCGCUGCUCACCGCCAUGAUGCUGCUGGCGGUGCUCUGGAUCCUCUUCUACCUCCUCCGCACCACGCGCUGCCCGGACGCGGUGCCCUACCACGACGCACACGCAGGCCCCAUCUGGCUCCGAGGUGGACUGGUGUUGUUUGGGAUCUGCACUGUCGUCAUGGAUGUCUUCAAGACCGGGUACUACUCCAGUUUCUUUGAGUGUCAGUCGACCAUCAAGAUCCUGCACCCCAUCAUCCAGGCUGUGUUUGUCAUUGUCCAGACUUACUUUCUCUGGGUCUCUGCUAAAGACUGUAUCCACAGCCACCUGGACCUGACCCGGUGUGGACUCAUGUUCACCCUCACCACCAACCUGGCCAUCUGGAUGGCAGCUGUGGUGGAUGAAUCCGUGCACCAGGCCCACUCCUACAGCAGCUCUCACAACAACGCCAGCCUCGCCAGCCUCACCCGCCUCGCCCCUGACCUGGAGCGUGCAGGCAGCACUGUCGGAGGAGAUCCAUGCUCCUGUGACACGAACAUCUGCCAGAUCUUCCAGCAGGGGUAUUUCUACUUGUAUCCCUUCAACAUUGAGUAUAGCCUCUUUGCCUCCACCAUGCUCUACGUCAUGUGGAAGAACGUGGGCAGGUUGCUUGCCUCUUCCCAUGGCCAUGCUCACACCCCAUCUCGGGUCAGCCUCUUCCGGGAGACCUUUUUUGCUGGCCCAGUCCUGGGCCUAAUGCUCUUUGUGGUGGGACUGGCUGUCUUCAUCAUCUAUGAGGUCCAAGUGAGUGGAGAGGGAGGAUGCACUGAACAGGCUCUGGUCAUCUACUACAGUUUCAAUAUCGUCUGUCUGGGGCUCAUGACCUUGGUCAGCUUGAGUGGCUCAGUCAUCUACCGUUUUGACCGUCGGGCCAUGGACCACCAUAAGAACCCCACACGCACCCUGGAUGUGGCCCUGCUGAUGGGUGCCGCCUUGGGCCAGUAUGCCAUUUCCUACUACUCCAUUGUGGCUGUGGUGGUGGGCACACCUAGGGACCUACUUGGGGGGCUCAACUUGGCCCAUGCUCUACUCAUGAUCGCCCAGCACACCUUCCAGAACGUGUUCAUCAUUGAGAGCCUUCACCGAGGACCACCCGGGGAUGAACCUCAUGAAACAGCCCCCAAGGAGCCCUACCAAGGCCUCACCUUUGCCAACCUAGAUGCCCUCCACACUUUGCCUACCUGCCCACCUACUCCCAGGCUAGUCAGCCCUAACCCAGAAGGCCAUCAGGAAGCAGUAGCCAUCAUCUUGGCCCCCAGGGGCCACUGGAAACGCCGGUGCCUAAAAGACAUUUCUCUGUUUCUCCUGCUCUGCAAUGUCAUUCUGUGGAUCAUACCAGCCUUCGGUGCCCGCCCUCACUUCAGCAAUACGGUGGAGGUGGACUUCUAUGGCUACUCCCUCUGGGCGGCCAUCGUGAACAUCUGCCUGCCUUUUGGUAUCUUCUACCGCAUGCACGCCGUCUCUAGCCUGCUGGAGGUCUACGUGCUGUCUUGA
This is a messenger RNA of Castor canadensis (American beaver), 1698 nucleotides long. It is a transcript of the gene Otop2, whose product is annotated as otopetrin 2. Gene Ontology annotation, cellular component: membrane. The record is from RefSeq and is a predicted model, not a curated record. Gene Ontology annotation, molecular function: proton channel activity. Gene Ontology annotation, biological process: proton transmembrane transport. NCBI's taxonomy places the organism in Eukaryota, Metazoa, Chordata, Mammalia, Rodentia, Castoridae.